Messenger RNA from Prosopis cineraria, 1834 nucleotides. Its product is annotated as sm-like protein LSM36B. The transcript is spliced from 4 exons. Gene Ontology annotation, cellular component: sno(s)RNA-containing ribonucleoprotein complex; P-body; U4/U6 x U5 tri-snRNP complex. The coding region runs from base 1 to 210 and encodes 69 amino acids. The record is from RefSeq and is a predicted model, not a curated record. Lineage: Eukaryota; Viridiplantae; Streptophyta; Magnoliopsida; Fabales; Fabaceae. Gene Ontology annotation, biological process: maturation of SSU-rRNA; mRNA splicing, via spliceosome. Gene Ontology annotation, molecular function: RNA binding.
AUGUCUGAAGCCAGACUCCUUCUGGCGGUAAAUUCUCCAACGUCUCGCUUGCAUUCUAGCUUGCUAGAUGGCUAUAUGAAUAUUGCAAUGGAACAAACAGAAGAGUAUGUCAAUGGGCAAUUGAAGAACAAAUAUGGAGAUGCUUUUAUUCGAGGGAAUAAUGUUCUAUACAUCAGUACAUCGAAAAGGACUCACACAGAUGGGGCUUAGAUUAUGACUUUGUGCUGCUAUUUCACAACUUUGGUUUCGGAAGACUGCUGAUUGGCUAUUACAUUUCCAGGUUAUUGCUUACAGGUUUUGAUUCUUAUAUUUAAGCUGUACACUUCCUUCGUGCUUGUUAAUUGUGCAUAUCCCUGACAAAAUGAAACAAUUUGUUCCCGAAAAGGUUGUUCUGCAAGCUCUAAGAUCCUCUUCAUUCACGUGAAUGUAGAGGAUGCAUUUAGAGAAACAUUGAAAACUGUUAUUGUGUGUGGUGCCCACACCCUCCGUUAGAUAUUUGGAUAGAGGGCAGACAUAUCAUAUUUAGGUGAGGCUUAUUUGUCUACUUUUUCUCUAGCAUUCUCAACAUUCACUUUGUGAAUUGGGAGAGGCCCUAAAUUUCUAGCAUUGCUGUACUUCAGUUUUCAGGGUUUCUGACAAUAUUAGUCACAUUUGUUGUGUAAGGGCGUUUAUUUUUUUCCCUUUAGAGCAUUCUACAUGCUCGGAAUGUUCCCUCGAGUAGUCAUGUUCAGUAUUUUCAUAAAAAUUGAUUAAUGUCGUAUUAGCGUUGACGAAUCAGCCUAAGAUUUUUUUAGAUAAUUUCAAGUUCAUAUUGAAUGUUAUAAACAUUGACCACUCGCUUAAGAUGGUAUACUAUAAACUAGCUUAGGUGGGGAAUCGUAUAAAUGUGAAAUAGAUCUAGGUAUAACCGAAGCUGGUAAUAGACACGCUGUGUUUGGAUUACCUCCCCUAUUGAGAUUAGGGUGGUCCAAACCUCGCUUAGGGGGUCAAAAGAUCUUACUUAGAUUAAAAUCUUGUUUGAAUAAAAAAAGUAGCUAAAUAGAUGGUAAGGCUAAACAAGUGUUAUCAUAUGGAAACUGAGAAGAGUAGCUUUUUAACGUGCCGUGGGGUGUAGUGUUGGGAUAUUGGCAUAUUCUUUUCUCUCUACUCAUAUCUUCACUUCUAGAUUGCUACUUCUCUCUUUGCUCAGUCUCCCAUUUUCACAAGCUCUGUCUUCACCUCCUUGCCAUUGUUGCUGACCGCUCAUUGUGCUUGCUGCUGUUUCUGUUAGAGGAAGUCUAGGAUGUCGUGACAACUUGUAGGUUCCAUCGAGAUUGCUUUGUCCCUUAUUUUCUUCUUGUGCUGACUGUGUUGCGCGAUAUCAGUCAAGAUUGUUGGAUCUUGUCUUUGCUUUCCUUGGUCCUCGUUCGGUGCUUGCCAUGAUUGUACUCGCUGGAUUAGCUCUCUGUUGUUGUUACUGAAUUCAUAGAAGCAAAGGAAACCCCCCCCCCCCGGCGGAAACAAAGCGAAAGCUUAGCCAGGACAAAGAAGAAAAAGCUGCACUCCUUGAAGUUAUAGGAUGUUGAUUCGAUGAAGAAAAAGUUGCUCUGUUGAUAUUGAUUUGCUUGGAGUUUGCUAAGGGAGCUUUGAUUCGUUGGUCCUGGUGGCUGUCUUUUUGCCCUCUGUGAACAGUGUCUAUAUUCUGGAUAUUUUCUUUUCUUUUCUUUUUUGUUCUCUCUUUUUUUCUGUUUAUUUUUAAUUUAGUUUUUACUUUUCCUUUCUUUUUAAUUUUGAAUUGAGCUUGGUGCUUGAUCACCUUUGGAUAUACUUUAAUUUUCAUUACUUUUUCUUUUCU